Talpa occidentalis (Iberian mole) is the source of this 4255-nucleotide messenger RNA. RefSeq names its product tubulin gamma complex associated protein 2 (gene TUBGCP2). The coding region runs from base 1514 to 4228 and encodes 904 amino acids. Gene Ontology annotation, molecular function: microtubule minus-end binding; gamma-tubulin binding. The transcript is spliced from 17 exons. Gene Ontology annotation, cellular component: gamma-tubulin small complex; centrosome; equatorial microtubule organizing center. The record is from RefSeq and is a predicted model, not a curated record. Lineage: Eukaryota; Metazoa; Chordata; Mammalia; Eulipotyphla; Talpidae. Gene Ontology annotation, biological process: microtubule nucleation; mitotic cell cycle; spindle assembly.
CCGGGGCUCGGGGUGCUGUCGGUGGCGCCCUGGCUGGCUCUUGAGAAAGGAACCGCUUCUCCCUGCCGGGACUGCUGCCUCCAGGCGGCUGGCCUGUGACGGGCGGGCGCCAGGCUUGCUCCCCCUUCUCCAGCUGCAGCGCACCCCCACUGCCCCCCAUGGCCCGGGCUUGAGGCCACUCCGCUGCACAGCCCGCCCAGGCCUGAGCGACGGCCUUGCACCCCUUUGGCACAGAAAGCCUCGCUCCAGCCCCCGCAGCCCCCCAGCCCCAAGUGCCAGGGGUCCAGCCCAGGCCGCCCAGCACUUCCUGGCCCGGAAGCAGGGGUGUCAGGCCAGUGUUUGGUGCUUCCAUAACCUGGACCGCGUGGACACAAGAGGGGUGUCCUGGGCCACACAGGGUGGACAUGCUUCCUCUCGAGUCAGCACGCGCAUAGCGCAGUGUUGGGCAUGCUGCAUCCGUUGCGCUGGACACGUUGCCAGCUGUGGGGCAACUUAGCUAGGAGUCAUAACCGUUCUGGGGCCGCAGAGCCUUUGAGUGUGUCCCAAAGUCUACACAGAGGACUUGGCCUGUGACUGCCCCCCCACCGGGGGCGCUGUGGUCCACGGGUUCUGGUCAGGAGCCCUGUGGACGCCAGGUGAGAAGCGCGUGCUGUGGCAUGUCGACCUCCUCGCCCAUCUGUCUGCUGGGCAGUCCUUGGCGCUGAACCUAGACCUGCUGCGGCUGGGGGGCACUGAUGUCUGCGCAGUGGGAUCUCGGGCUUGCACCCAGAGGGUUCUGUGCUCUGUGGGGUGAUUCUUGGACCCCUGCCCCACAGAGCAGGCCAAGCUGCAGGGCCCCGGCCCCCAUGCUAGGCAAACAGCAGCUUCGCAAGCGCAUCUUCGUGCAGAGCCAGGCCAGCCCAGGAAGGCCCUCUGAGCUGGCCAAGUGAGAAGGCUGCUCAGCCGGGCGUGAGUGCAGCUGGGCCAGAGACAGGCCUGGGCCACAGGGUGGGAGCUGGGGCUUGAAAUCCGUGCUGGGGGGUUGGGCAGGGGUGCCUAUGCUCUGGAGACCCAGGCCCUGCAGGGGGCUUCCCCUUGCCCAGGGCCCUGUGGGCCAGGCCACCCGUGGGAAGGAGGCUGGGCCUGGAGGGUCAGGUCCACACUGGAUGUGUCAACUCCCUGAGCUGAGGCAUGAGCCUUUGUUUUUUAAUAAAUUUUCAGGGUUUUGUGAAAUCUUUCCCCUGCCUUGUCCCCCCAUCCUAGAGCCUCAGCCUUGCUGCGCUGCCCACGUGCUCAGACGCCCUCUGUUUUCAUGGAAGUGGCUGCUUUUCUCCAUCUUUCUACUGAGGUGGUGCGGCCGUGUCUGCUCCCCUCCCAGGCAGCCUUGGGCCUGGCCUGCUGGGGCACCUGCGCCGAGCUCUUUAGGGUGAAUCCGGCUGUCGCCGGGCAGCGUCUUGGGGUUCACACCUGUCCUGUAAGCAGCCAUCUGUUGCCCCCGGAGGACGAGUGACACUGACAUCAUCCAGCCAGGACCAUGAGCGAGUUCCGGAUCCACCACGACGUCAACGAGCUGCUGAGCCUGCUGCGCGUCCCGGGUGGCGACGGGGCCGAGGUCUACAUCGACCUGCUGCAGAGGAACCGCACCCCCUACGUCACCACCUCUGUGUCAGCACAUGGUGCCAAGGUUAAAAUAGCAGAGUUUUCGCGUACUCCCGAAGACUUUUUGAAGAAAUACGAUGAACUAAAGUUAAAAAAUACCCGGAACCUUGACUCCUUGGUCUACCUGUUGUCCAAGCUUACGGAAGACAAAGAGACUCUGCAGUACUUGCAGCAGAAUGCCAAGGAGAGGGCGGAGCUUGCAGCCACGGCUGCCGCCAACAGCACCCCUAGUUUCGGUGCCCCCGCAACAGCCUCUAAGAUCUCCGCGCAGGAGCUGGAGGAAUUGAGGAAGCAGCUGGGCAGCGUGGCCACCAGCUCCACUCUGCAGCAGUCCUUGGCGCUCACGAGGAAGGCGCUCCGAGACAAGCAGAGCAAGAAGAACUCGGGCCUGCACCUGCCGGUCUUCCCGGCAUGGGUGUACGAGAGGCCAGCGCUGCUUGGGGACUUCCUGGCGGGCGCAGGCCCGGAGGACACAGCGGUGCCCAUAGGCUCGCUGCCCCUGGCUGCACAGGAGUCGGCCCUGGUGGAGGACCUGCUCUACGUGCUGGUGGGUGUGGACGGCCGCUAUGUCACUGCCCAGCCCCUCACUGGGAGGCAGGGCCGGACCUUCCUGGUGGACCCCAACCUCGACCUGUCCAUCAGGGAGCUGGUGAGCAGGAUCCUCCCGGUGGCCGCCAGUUACUCCACUGUGACCAGGUUCAUCGAGGAGAAGUCUUCCUUUGAGUACGGGCAGGUGAACCAUGCCCUGGCGGCCGCCAUGAGGACACUGGUGAAGGAGUACUUGAUCCUGGUCACCCAGCUGGAGCAGCUGCAGAGGCAGGGUCUGCUGUCCCUGCAGAAGCUCUGGUUCUACGUCCAGCCGGCCAUGCGUACCAUGGACAUCCUGGCCUCCCUGGCCACAGCCGUGGACAAGGGUGAGUGUGGGGGUGGUGCGACCCUCAGCCUCCUGCACGACCGCAGCCUGAGCUAUACGGGCGACAGCCAGGCCCAGGAGCUGUGCCUGUUCCUCACCAAGGCUGCCAGCGCGCCCUACUUUGAGAUGCUGGAGCGGUGGAUCUACAGGGGCAUCAUCAACGACCCGUACAGUGAAUUCAUGGUGGAGGAGCACGAGUUGCGCAAGGAGAAGAUCCAGGAGGACUACAACGACAAGUACUGGGACCAGCGGUACACGGUGGCGCAGCGGCAGGUGCCUUCCUUCCUGCAGAAGAUGGCGGGCAAGGUGCUCAGCACAGGAAAGUACCUGAACGUGGUCCGGGAGUGCGGUCAUGACGUCACCUGCCCCGUGGCCAAGGAGAUCGUCUACACGCUGAAGGAGCGGGCGUAUGUGGAGCAGAUCGAAAAGGCCUUCAAUUAUGCCAGCAAGGUGCUGCUGGACUUUCUGCUGCAGGAGCAGGAGCUGCUGGCGCACCUGAGGUCCAUCAAGCGCUACUUCCUGAUGGACCAGGGGGACUUCUUCGUGCACUUCAUGGAUCUCACGGAGGAGGAGCUGAAGAAGCCGGUGGACGACAUCACACCUACGCGCCUGGAGGCGCUGCUGGAGCUGGCCUUGCGCAUGAGCACCGCCAACACCGACCCCUUCAAGGAUGACCUCAAGAUUGAUCUGAUGCCUCACGACCUCAUCACCCAGCUGCUGCGGGUGCUGGCCAUCGAGACCAAGCAGGAGAAAGCCAUGGCCCAGGCCGACCCCACCGAGCUCACGCUGAGCGGCCUGGAGGCCUUCUCCUUCGACUACGUCGUUAAGUGGCCGCUGUCGCUUAUCAUCAACAGGAAAGCCCUGACGCGCUACCAGAUGCUCUUCCGGCACAUGUUCUACUGCAAGCAUGUGGAGCGGCAGCUGUGCAGCGUGUGGGUCAGCAACAAGGCCGCCAAGCAGAGCUCGCUGCACUCGGCCAAGUGGUUUGCCGGGGCCUUCACGCUGCGCCAGCGAAUGCUCAACUUCGUGCAGAACAUCCAGUACUACAUGAUGUUUGAGGUCACGGAGCCCACCUGGCAUGUCCUGGAGGAGAACCUGAGAGGCGCCUCCAACAUCGACGACGUGCUGGGCCACCACACGGGUUUCCUGGACUCCUGCCUCAAGGACUGCAUGCUCACCAACCCCGAGCUGCUCCGGGUCUUCUCCAAGCUCAUGUCCGUGUGCGUCAUGUUCACCAACUGCAUGCAGAGGUUCACACAGAGCAUGAAGCUGGACGCCGAGCUGGGCCGGCUGACGCUGGAGCACGGCACGAUGCUGGGGCCGCCCACGGAGCCCGAGCUGGCAGAGGAGCGCGCCCGGAAGGAGCUGGCCCGGAAGCACCUGGCCCAGCAUGCAGACGCGCCCCAGCUGGCCUCCGGCUUCGAGGCCACCAUCAGCAAAUUUGACAAGAACUUCUCAGCCCACCUGCUGGACCUCCUGGCCCGGCUGAGCAUCUACAGCACCAGCGACUGUGAGCACGGCAUGGCCAGCGUCAUCUCCAGGCUGGACUUCAACGGCUUCUACACCCGGCGCCUGGAGCGCCUGUCCGCAGAGCGCAGCCAGAAGGCCGCCCCUCCCGCCCCCGGCCCCCGGGGGGCCCCUGCCCCGGCGCCCAGGGUCGCGGUCCCAGCGCAGUGAGACGCCAGCCGCCCUGCCUGCCUGCGG